UGGUGCGCGUCCUUAGCUCCGCAACUGUUUGCUGGAAUAUUCCGGGAAACGGUUUAAUUUAGUCAUGGAGGGACUUAAUGAUUUUUGGGAAACUAACGUUAUUCACGCAAAACAGAGCCAAUAGGCAUCAGAGGGAGAGGACAUGAAUGGUUGGGGUUUUAUUUGACUUUGGAGACUUUUUACGCAUAUGGAUGAAUGCCUCAUCAGAUGUAGACAUGGCCACGUAGCUCAACAGUUUCUUUGUGAAAGAGUGACUUUAUUUAGAGUCGGACGCUUUUAAUAACUUCAAGUAAUGACAAGCUCGAGGAAACUGAAUAAUAGACUUGGUUUAAAGAUACUUUAUGCAGAAAUCGUAAUUUUUUGGACACAUCUCAAGUGGCCUUAUAACAGCUAACCAGCAAAAAAAAAAAAAAAAAAAAAAAAAUCAGAGGACUAUUUAUAUCUUUAAACGGAAUUAUUACAGAAAUCAAUUGUAAGUGGAUCUAAUGGCAGAGGAAUAUGAACAGUCUGGUGCGUCAGAGUUUAUUAAAGACCGGCUGUACUUUGCCACUCUGCGUGUCAAACCAAAGAAUACAGCCAACACACACUACUUCAGCAUGGAUGAGGAGUUCAUAUAUGAGAGUUUCUAUGCAGAUUUUGGGCCCCUCAACCUGGCCAUGCUGUACAGAUACUGCUGCAAAGUCAAUAAGAAGCUCAAGUCUUUCACGAUGUCUAGAAAGAAACUGGUCCACUACACCAGUUAUGACCAGAAGAAGAGAGCAAAUGCUGCUCUUCUCAUCGGUGCCUAUGCUGUAAUCUACUUAAAAAGAAGCCCAGAAGAAGCCUACAGGACUCUGAUCUCAGGAAACAACAUAGGCUACUUGCCAUUCAGGGAUGCUGCAGUGGGAGAGUGCUCCUUCAACCUUACUGUUCUCGACUGCUUACAAGGAAUACGCAAGGCAUUACAGCAUGGUUUCUUUGACUUUGAAAGUUUUGAUGUGGAGGAAUAUGAACAUUAUGAGCGAGUAGAAAACGGGGAUAUGAACUGGAUCAUUCCAGGGAAAAUUCUGGCAUUCAGCAGUCCUCACCCUCGCAGUAAGAUAGAAAAUGGUUAUCCCCUGCACGCACCAGAGGCGUAUUUUACAUACUUUCACCAAAAUGAUGUCACAGCCGUAGUCCGUUUAAACAGGAAGUUAUACGACGGUAGGAGGUUUGAGGAUGCAGGAAUUGAGCAUCAUGACCUUUUUUUCCUGGAUGGGACCACGCCCUCUGACCUCAUCGUCAGGCGCUUCCUGCAUGUGUGUGAAAGUACUGAAGGAGCUGUGGCUGUGCACUGUAAAGCUGGCCUGGGCCGUACAGGCACUCUGAUUGGCUGCUACCUGAUGAAGCACUUUCGGUUCACUGCAGCUGAGGCCAUCGCAUGGAUCAGAAUUUGCCGACCUGGAUCCAUCAUUGGUCCCCAGCAGAACUUCUUAGAGGAGAAACAGCACAGUUUAUGGGUCCAGGGUGACGUCCAUCGCUCCAAACAGAAGAUCCUUCAGCAGAGACUGAGCCGACGGCAGCAGCUACAGCAACAGCGUCAACAGCAGCAGCUUCACAGCCCCGACUCUGAGGGGGGGAAACAGGAAGCCAUGUCCCACCUACUCUCAAGCAUGGAUGACCUGUCAAUUAAGACCACCCUCUGCAAAUCAUACAGUUUGGAUGAGAAUAACUGUCAGGAAGGCAGUCUGACUCAGGGAGACAAACUCAGAGCACUGAAGGGAAAACGACCACCAAGAUCAGCCUCCUCAUCCUCAAGGUUAAACCUGUCCAAGGCCUCUCAAUGCUCCAUUCUCCCACCCCCUAAGUCCUCGAAAGUUCCCCUCUCCUUCUCCUCCUCUUCCUCUUCUUCUAAGAGGCUGUUAAGAAGCUCGUCCUCCUCCACCACGCAAAUCAAAAGUCCAUUCAGCCUCAGUCUGUUCAGCACCAGGCCUUCUGUCAUUCACUGACUUCACAGUUUGGACCUUUCCAUUCUGCUCACAGUUGACUGAGGAGGACAUCAAAACUGGACUACCAACAUGCUGCUGUUGUCUAGGCCUUAAACAUUUUUUCACCUUUGACAAAUGUUUUAAUUAUUUGUCUUACAAAGUACCUGCACGGACUCAGAGAAUACAGAGGUCUGUAGAGUCAACUCAAAGUAGGGAAACACAUAUUUCUUUAACACUGGCACCCAAAACACAUCUCCAAUCUCCAGUAGAUAAAAGCAAAUGGUAUGUUGGAAGAUAAAACACACAAAAUUGCGGAAAAAUAAUGUAAUUUCACAUACAUGUAUUAAAUAAUGAUGAACAAACUUUAAUUAGUGAACAGGUUUAUUAUUGACAAAUCUACGUACAGUACUAGUAGGCUGAAAACACCUGCAAGUACUCAAGUACAAGUAGUAACAAAACAAUGUACAUGUACCAUUUCAAGUAAAAGUCCUGCUUUCAAAAGCCUACUAAGUAUUAGUGCAGAUGUAUCAUUAGCAAAGUGUACUUUAAGUAACAAACUGCUCAUUAUGGUGAAUGGCCCCACUCAGAGUUUUAUAUAUUUUAUAGGAUCAUUAUCCCUCAUGUUUUGACUGCUUAACAGUAUUUUACUCUUGCAGCUGGUUGAAGCGGAGCUGAUUUCAGCAACUUUAUAAAGAGACGGACUGUUUAAUCUGCAAAAACCUCAACAUUAUGAAGACUUUUUCUGGCAGUGAUAAUUGGUAUGGGUGCAAAAAUACUUGUAAAAGUACUUGCAAAGAGUUAUAAAGACAUAAAAUAGACUAUAAAUAUAAUGUUGUUUUCCUCCAGAGGAUAUUCAUUUACAGGCUGUUGAAUAAAAAGAAAUACCAACUUUGGAUGGUACCAUCACCAUACUGAGAACAAUGCUGCUGUAAGCAGCUCUCUAUAAUUAACAUACUUUACAAAUGAGUUUUAGCAUGUGACAGAGAGACGAUUUUGGUGUCAAGGCUCAGGUGAAGUUUUAGAGUCCUCACAUCACUUGAGGAGAUCCGAGGGGAGAGGGGGUAGCAACACAACUCCACCUAAUGGAGGCUUAUGGUGCCCCAGAUUAAAACGUCCAACAACACAUAAUUGAAACCACAAAAUAUCUCCAUUCUGCUCGUCCGUAGUGAUCCAAGUGUCCUGAAGCCCUGACAUAAAAAGUUGUUUGGAAAAACAUCAUUUGAUUUCUGUUUUUAGCCUCAUUGUAGCCUGCAGCUCUGCCUCUGCCGCUCUGUGCGCCGUGCUCACGUGUGCUCGCUUGUGCACGAGACCAGCGAAAGCAUGUGAACACACAUGAACGCUGUGCCAAUGUCUCGCGCAAGCGCGCACAUUAGCCCAUCAGCCUCCAUUAGGUGGAGUUGUAUUGCUACCCCCUCUCCCCGCCGAUCUCCGCAAGUGAUGUGAGGACUCUAAAACUUCACCUGAGCCUCCCUUGGCAUAUGGGUGAGUAGAUAAUGGCUGAAUUUUCAUUUUUGGGUGCACUAUCCCUUUAAUGUAUCACUGUUCAAACAAUGUAGAAGUUGUGCCAGUGGAGGAGUGGAAACAACGCCAUAUGACUCUUAACUGCAACUGCACUUUAUUAUUAGAACCAUAUUAAACUAAAUGCUUUGACAUCAUUAUUAGUAAGGGUUUGUUUUAUAUCGAGCAAGAAACACUGAGUAUCAACAGUUAUGUACAUAUACUGUAGGUCAAAUUUAUCAAGCACAAUAAGGCACAGAAAAGGAUCACAGGGGUUCAAAUCACAAAAACUAUUAUAAAAUAUUUGGAAAGUAUUUUUAGUUGCGAAGAGUUUUGGCAGCAGGUCAUUCAUGCAAGCCAUUCAUAAUAAAGGGAAAUUGUUCUGUUUGUCUGUCAAGCUGUGUUAAAACAUUUUUCUUUCUUCAGAGAAAAUGUAUGUAUUGAGAAUUUUUGUGUUUGCUUGUUGCAACAUGCUGAAAUGCUGUUCGGUUUUGAAAGUGUGCCGCUACGACGUGUGACCGUCAUUGCCGGUGUUAUUUUAGGAAUGUAUUCUCAAAUCACUGGUUGUUUCAAAAGAAAGAAAAAUAGUAAUUUGAGAUAUACAGUUGAAUAA
This is a messenger RNA of Epinephelus fuscoguttatus (brown-marbled grouper), 4056 nucleotides long. RefSeq names its product dual specificity protein phosphatase CDC14AB-like. Gene Ontology annotation, cellular component: centrosome; nucleolus; mitotic spindle. The coding region runs from base 486 to 1967 and encodes 493 amino acids. The record is from RefSeq and is a predicted model, not a curated record. Gene Ontology annotation, biological process: regulation of exit from mitosis; positive regulation of cytokinesis; cilium assembly. The transcript has 14 exons. Gene Ontology annotation, molecular function: protein tyrosine/serine/threonine phosphatase activity; protein serine/threonine phosphatase activity. NCBI's taxonomy places the organism in Eukaryota, Metazoa, Chordata, Actinopteri, Perciformes, Serranidae.